AUGAUAACAAUUGAAAUAAAUUAAGUUAAAAAAGGAAAGAAAAUUGGAGAUGGAAGCUUUGGAUCAGUUUUUAUAGGGGAAAUUGAAGAAGGAAAAUAAAAAGGUAUAUAAGCGCUGAAAGAAUAAUUCAAAAUUAGUGAUCAUGAAAAAAUGAUUUUAAAGGCUCUGAAAGAUAAGCAAUUUCAACAUUUAAUUAAAGUGAUUGCUUUUGAAGAGUAAGAAGAUAGAAUUUUCACUCUUAUGGAACUAGGAGAAAUUAUUAAUUUUUCAAACCUGUUAGAUAAAAGAACGAUUUGUUUGCAAGUAAAAGAUAUUUAAUAUUUAGAUGGCAAAAGGUGUUUCUGAAUUACAUAAAUUAGGAUUUUUUCAUCGAGAUUUAAAACCCAAUAAUUUUGUAAUUGGUCUUGAUAAUAAAAUCAAAUUGAUAGAUUUUGGAACCACUAAAACUAUUUAGUAUACAUCUCAUACCCAAAAUGAAGGAACUUUAUCAUACAUGGCACCAGAAGUAAGUAUAACAGAUGAUUAUGAUUCCUCUGUUGACAUAUGGUCUUUGGGAAUCAUUUUUUAUGAAUUGUUAACAAAUUCAACAUUUUUCGAAAAAGGUAAAUCUGAAUAUGAAAUAUGUUAUGAAAGGGUUUAAAUUUCGCAAAAAUAAAUUAAUUUAUAAAUAGAUGCACAAAAAAGUUUAGAGUAAUGGCAAAAGGCAUUGUUGAAAAAAAUGAUUGUUCAAAAGUUAGAAAAUGAUAACUUAUUGAAUCACUCUAUAAAAAGAAUAAAUAUUGACGAAGUAAUUAAUGAGUUUGAGUAAUCAAAAAACUUUUAAUAAACUUAAUAAAAAGUUUAUUAGUAGAAAAAUGAUUUGGAUAAUGAGACUUAAUUUUAAAAUUCUAAAUGGACAGAUUUAAGAAUAAAUUAAUUGCAUAAAUUAGAAAUUCAUAGUUAAUGGAUUUCAUCAUUAUGCUUCUCUCCUGAUGGUACUACAUUGGCAUCAGGUAGUGGAGAUAACAUUAUCAAUUUAUGGGAUGUUAAGACUGCAAAGGUAAAAUCAAAAUUAGAAGGUCACAGAGAUUGGGUUACAUCAUUAUGCUUCUCUCCUGAUGGUACAACAUUAGCAUCAGGUAGUGGAGAUAACACCAUCCGUUUAUGGGAUGUUAAGACAGAAAAAUUAAAUUAAGAAUUAUCUGGCCAUAGGUAUGAUGUAAAUUCUAUUUGUUUUUCUCCUGAUGGUUCUACAUUAGCAUCAGGUAGUGAUGAUAAGUCUAUCAGUUUAUGGGAUGUUAAAACAGGAAAAGAAAAAUAUAAAAUAUAAGGUCAUAGUGAAGGAGUUCUAUCAGUAUGCUUCUCUCCUGAUGGUACAACAUUAGCCUCCAGUAGUUAUGACAAAUCUAUCCGGUUGUGGGAUAUUUUAACAGGAUAAUAAAAAGGCAAACUAGAUGGUCAUGAAGGAACUGUAUAUUCAGUGCGUUUCUCUCCUGAUGGUUCUACAUUAGCAUCUGGUAGUGAAGAUGAGUCUAUUCGUUUGUGGGAUGUUUAAAAAUAAUAAGAGAUAUAAAAAUUAAUUGGUUAGAAUGGAAUUAUUUUUUGUUUAUGCUUUUCUUCUGAUGGUAGAAUUUUAGUUUCUGGUGGUGAGAAUAAGACGAUAAUUUUUUGGGAUAUUACAAAAAAGUAAUUAAAAUAGAAAAUAGAUGCCCAUUAAGGAAUUGUAUAUGCUUUAAGUUUUUCUUUUGAUAAUGGAAAAUUGGCAACUGGGAGUGAUGAUAAGUCUAUUGGUAUAUAUCAUGUUGAAAAAGGGGUCGAAAAAUCAUGUACAAAUCCUUAUACUCAAGAUAAAAAUUUUAAAUUGUUUUCUUCUGAAUUUAUUAAAUUAGCAUCAUGUAGUGAUGAUAACAUUAUCGAUUAAGAGGAUAUUAAGCAAAAUAGAAAUAAAUCUAAAUUUGGUGGUUUUAAAAAGAAAAUCAUUGUUAUCUACUUAUGUAGUGA
Paramecium pentaurelia is the source of this 1980-nucleotide messenger RNA. Lineage: Eukaryota; Ciliophora; Oligohymenophorea; Peniculida; Parameciidae. The record is from the annotation of a GenBank genome assembly.